ACUGCUUGCCUCUGCCCUCCAUGCCAGCUCUCGUGAUAACGACCAACGUUAAGGUUCCCGAUAUCAGGGUCUUUAUUGUGGAGUUUUCGAAGUUUGCCGCAGAGACGUUGAGCAAGCCGGAGCAAUACAUAUCAGUCAGCUAUAACUAUGACGAGAAUCUCUCGUUCCACGGGACAUUCGAUCCCGCGUUUCUCAUGGUGAUCACGAGUCUCAACAACAUCAACCCCGAGGCGAACGAAAAAUACAGUAAAGCGUUCUUUGGGCACUUCAAGGAGAGACUUGGCGUCCCAGGCGAACGGGGCUAUAUUACGUUCUACGACCCAGGACUGGCAUAUUUGGGGCAUAAGGCGACGACUUUCCAGACGCUCUUUGGGUCUUGAAGCAAGGGGUGAAGGUAUCAGCAUUCCUCCCGAAUGUAACAGUAAAGAGUCAACGGGCCUCAAUAAAUUUGUAUUCUUCCAGCGGAGAUGCUGACAUAUACAUAAGCCGCACUGUUCGUUAUUCGUCG
This is a messenger RNA of Gloeophyllum trabeum ATCC 11539, 508 nucleotides long. Its product is annotated as Tautomerase/MIF. The coding region runs from base 21 to 380 and encodes 119 amino acids. Gene Ontology annotation, molecular function: phenylpyruvate tautomerase activity. The record is from RefSeq and is a predicted model, not a curated record. The transcript is spliced from 6 exons. Lineage: Eukaryota; Fungi; Basidiomycota; Agaricomycetes; Gloeophyllales; Gloeophyllaceae.